Molecule: messenger RNA, 6110 nt
Organism: Carassius gibelio (silver crucian carp)
Lineage: Eukaryota; Metazoa; Chordata; Actinopteri; Cypriniformes; Cyprinidae
Product: glucocorticoid receptor
Exons: 10
Coding region: 849-3065 (738 amino acids)
Biological process (GO): nuclear receptor-mediated glucocorticoid signaling pathway; regulation of DNA-templated transcription
Cellular component (GO): nucleus
Molecular function (GO): zinc ion binding; nuclear glucocorticoid receptor activity; sequence-specific DNA binding
Source: RefSeq, a predicted model, not a curated record
CGUGGUGUGUUCCCCGUAAAUAUAGAUAUAUAUUGAUAGAUAGCAGCCUAUAGAUAUUUGUAUAAUGUGUUUCCUCAGUUCGCUGUGAGGCGCAUACAAAAGUUGCAGCUCGCGCGACUGCUAAUGUGUUAGCUAGUGCUCCAGUUCUCAAACGAGAGAGCCGUCUUAAGUAUGGAAACGGCUUAUAUUUGCUGUUGACAGACUGUAAACGGUGUCGUUGGUUUAAAAUGACACGGUGGGAAUGACAAGCUAGUGUUCACACGGAGUGGCCGUUUCUGUUUCGCCCGCAUACAACUGAAGCGGCGGUAUUUGUGUGUUCGGAGACAUACGCGUCGCUGUCAGCUCGGUCGUCGAUUUGGUUUUAUUCAGCUUUUGUUGUGUUUUUUUUUGUAUUCGCAUGGCUGAAGGGUAACUUGUGCUGGAGUUUUUGUUUUUUGUCGGAGGGGCGUUUACCGUGUUGAAGCUAGCAGGGGCUUUUUGACGGCUAGAUCACGGGCUGUCGGGAGUUUGACAAGCAGCUUGUGCUUAUGUAAUGCUGGCGAUUCCCCCGCUCGACCUCAAAAGACGAAUAAACAGUGGGUAUUCAGAGUGCGACGAAGUUUAUUUGGUGACACGACUUGUAUGCGUCGUCAUUACGGUGCAUUUCUGUGUUUUCUUUCUUUUUCGUUUUUCCACGAGUUGUUUUUGCGACUCGCACACAGUGUCGGAGCUGCAGCGCGUCUCGUAAAUCUAUUGAUCAUGGGGGAAGUUCAACGAAAAACUAUCGCAGAUGCCAUCUGAACGCUUAAACAGCUUGGGACUUGUAUAGCAAUGCAUUUUUCGUCAUAAAUCUUCUAAAGGAUUAAGAUAUGGACAGUGGACAAAAACGCAGCAGUAACAGUCCUGAGAAUUUAACUUUCGGGGAUUGUAUCGAGAGAGGCUUCGUGCCCGAUAUUGACAUUGAUAUUGGUGUCAGUGCGUCCGCUUUAAAUACGUCAAAAGAGUUCUCCAACGGACAGAGCGGUAGUGACGCUCAAAGAAAUCUCUCUCUGGCAGAUCCGUCUUUAAUGGGACGUAACAUACAAGAACCAGAUGUUAAGGGAUUCAGACCUUUCAAAAUGCAGCACCAGCAAAAGGUAAAAGAGCCUCUUAACAUUGGGGAGAACUUUUCGCUCUUGGACGAGAGCAUUGCGGACUUAAAUCGUGGUUCUGGCAUCCAGGCCCCUGACACUUUUGCAAUGAAAAUGGAGCAGUUUUCCCCCAUGGAGAAAGAUGGGCUGGACUUUCCAUCCUAUGACCACCGGAAUAAGGAAUUGGAUGUUAAUGAGAGAGUGAUUGGAGACAACACCAUUGACAUCCUUAAGGAUCUGGACUUCACUGACUCCCUAUCUGAGCUGAAUGAGCUCUACGUUGCCGACGAGGCUGCCUUUCUUUCCUCAUUGGCAGUGGAUGAAACCCUGCUGGGAGAGGGCAACUUUCUGAAGGAGACCAGCCCUGUUGUCACUGGCAGCAGUGCAGCCUGCGCGAAUGUGAACGGCACGGGGAAACGGCAGCAGAUGGUGGAAGCCAGUGUCAACAUAAAGACAGAGAAAGACACAGACUUUAUCCAGCUGUGCACACCAGGUGUCAUCAAACAGGAGAGUGAGAGGCGGAGCUACUGUCAGAUGUCAGGGAUGGGUGGGCUUCACGGUGGGCCCGCCGCUUUGGGAGAUAUGGGCGGACAGGGAUACCACUAUGGAGGCAACACUGCCUCAGCGGUGACUUUACCAGAUCAGAAACCCCCUUUCGGCCUGUUUUCUCCCCUACACACCUUAAGUGAUGGCUGGGGUCGAGGAAAUGGAUAUGGAGAUCCGUCUGGGAUGCAGAGAGCCAAUGAGACGGUACUUCCGUCCACCUAUCCAUACAGCAGCUCUAUGGCCAGGCCUGAAGCGAGCAGCUCCAGUUCGUCUGGAUCAGUCAAGCCCGGCGGAAACACCCAUAAGAUCUGCCUGGUGUGCUCUGAUGAGGCCUCCGGGUGUCAUUAUGGGGUGCUCACCUGUGGCAGCUGCAAGGUUUUCUUCAAAAGAGCCGUAGAGGGAUGGAGAGCGCGGCAAAACGCAGAUGGGCAGCACAACUAUCUCUGCGCUGGAAGGAAUGAUUGCAUCAUCGACAAGAUAAGAAGGAAAAACUGCCCGGCGUGCCGCUUUCGCAAGUGUCUUCAGGCCGGCAUGAACCUGGAAGCUCGAAAAAACAAGAAACUGAUGCGAUUACGGGGUCAUUCGUCCUCAAGCGAGCAGGCCCCAGCUCUGCCUGAAGAGCGCAUGUGUUCACUGGUGCCCAAAGCCAUGCCCCAGCUGGUGCCCACCAUGCUGUCCCUGCUCAAAGCCAUUGAGCCUGAGAUCAUUUACGCAGGUUACGACAGCACCAUCCCGGACACCUCCACCCGCAUCAUGACCACACUUAACCGUCUGGGAGGCCGGCAGGUCAUCUCUGCAGUCAAGUGGGCCAAAGCCCUUCCCGGCUUCAGAAACCUGCACCUGGAUGACCAGAUGACGCUCCUGCAGUGCUCCUGGCUCUUCCUCAUGUCCUUCGGCUUGGGCUGGAGAUCCUACCAGCAGUGUAACGGAGGCAUGCUGUGUUUCGCUCCGGACCUCGUCAUCAAUGAGGAGAGGAUGAAACUACCCUACAUGAAUGAGCAGUGUAGCCAGAUGCUGAAGAUCACCAGUGAGCUGGUCAGGCUUCAGGUGUCCUACGAUGAGUACCUCUGCAUGAAAGUGCUCCUCCUCCUCAGCACAGUACCAAAGGACGGCCUGAAAAGCCAAGCUGUGUUUGAUGAAAUCCGCAUGUCGUACAUCAAGGAGCUGGGCAAAGCCAUUGUUAAACGUGAGGAGAACUCCAGCCAGAACUGGCAGAGGUUCUACCAGCUCACCAAGCUAUUGGACUCGAUGCAGGAGAUGGUGGAGGGGCUCCUCAGCUUCUGUUUCUACACGUUUGUGAAUAAAUCUCUGAGCGUGGAGUUUCCCGAGAUGUUGGCGGAGAUCAUCAGCCAUCAGCUACCAAAAUUUAAAGACGGGAGUGUCAAGCCUCUUCUGUUCCAUCAGAAAUGACCGCCUUAGAUCAUAACAAUGCCUUAACACCACUCUUUUCUUACCAGCGCUAGUCCAGCCUGCCCGUGUUCCCCCAAAACGUCCCGAAUCAGUUGAGGGACACAGUCGCUUUUGCUUGAUUCUCAGAGGAAAGAGGUAAAGUGUGCUCUUCAGAAACGCUCAUGGAGCAGGAAAACGGACAAAGUCGUGUACUCGGAGCUGACAGAAUGUGACUUUUAGUGAUAUUUUCUCUACUUUUUUUUUGCAUGUACACUGCUGAAAUGUUUACAAAGGUAUAUCAAAAAAGGGAAAUGUGCCUUUUUUGCGCUUUGCGAAUCAAUUUCAAACAUUUCUCAGGCUAACGCAAUGAGUUUCUGUGGAUGAUUCACUUUCAUCACGUCCGCGUCUGCCCGUGUCUAAACCUGCCGCGGUGGUUCUCUGGAGGUGGCAGCUCCACAUUUUAAAGCAGCCCUUGAAACAUAAGACCAUAUUUUUGAAGUCUCAUCGAAUCUCCAAGCCUGGAGCCCCAUGGAAAACCACAACCAUAAUUUGAUUCAAAUCUUAAUCAGAUCCAUGACUGACAUGAAAUACUGAGUUGUUUCUGUGUUUUUUUUUAAUAGGUUCCGCUGAAAUGUAAUUUCUAGGGAUGUUAGGUCACCCAAAAUAUCUUCUAUUCGUUUUCCCCAAAUUCUUGCACUGUUUAUUCACCCUCAUGCUGUUCCAAACCCGUGGAACACAAAAGUCUUGUCAAAGUGGCUCAUCUGUGACUCAUUCGCUGUGUUCCAAGUCUUCUGGAUUCAUACGAUAGCACGGUGUGAUGAGCAAACCUAAAGCAAAGUCAUUUUUCACCGAAAAUUUCCCCAUUAGUGAGCUGGUGAGAACCAGAUCAGACUGGUUAAUUUAGACAUUUUAUGAUCAACUGAUUUAAUGUCAAAAUGUGACUCAAAACACACAUUUAUAAAUCAUUGUUUAGCACUUUGGGGGAAAAAGACCAGGAUUUUAUAUAUAUAUAUAUAUAUAUAUAUAUAUAUAUAUAUAUAUAUAUAUAUAUAUAUAUAUAUAUAUAUAUAUAUAUAUAUAUAAAUAUAUAUAUAUACAUAUAUAUAUAUAAAUAAAUGUUAACUAUUUUUAAAGAGUAUAUAUAUAUAUUAAUUAUUAGCUCAGGUUUACAUAAAAAUGACCAUUUUUAAUUGCAAGCAUUUGGAUAUAAAAGAGAGAGAGGUGAUGGGAAGUCACGAGACGGGUGAAUGAGUUAAUUUGGGGGUUAAUUUGUCAGAUUUCCAUCCAUUCAUAAUCAUAUUCCAAAGAGCAUAUCCCAGAAUUCCCCUGCUGUCGACUGCCCUGUGUUCAUGUCAUCCAGUAAAAUGUUGGUAUUCGUCUGAAGUUGCACAUCUGCCGACAUCUCAGACUUCUUCUGCCAUCCUUGAAAACCGUUUUUCAUUUGAAUGUUUUUUUGGAAUGCUCUCUGCAUAUUCUAAAUCUGGGAACUCAUAUGAGGCCCACACGUUUUGACCCACUUUUCUUGUCUUAGUCUGUGAUGUGUCCCUGUGGUGCCAAACCACAGAUGUACUCUUUUUGUGGUAACAUCUGAACAAAAGGAACAUUUGUUGCAUGUGUUUCCUCGACGUUGUGUGUCAACUGACAUUCGUGUCUACGCUUCAGGGGUUUUGCACCAGAUAUGCUUGAUUACCAAGUGUAAAGGAAUAAUUCAUUUGAAAAUGAAAAUUGUUUCAUUAUUUGCUUUCCAACGUGUUGGUCCAAAAAUUGGUCCAAAGUUCUGUGUGGAAAGAUUCUUCACAAUGUCGUCUUUUGUUUUCCACGAGAUAAAAAAAAAAGGCAUUUGGGUUGGGAAUGACACACAGGUGAGUAAAUAUUGGCAGAAUUUUCAAUUCUAUGAUAUUCCUUCUAGUCGUUUUGUUGCACUUGAGUAUCCUGCACAUUUCAGGAACUUCUUCUGUUGUCAUCUGAACAUCCAAACAUUGACCUAGCAACAUUAUUUUAAAGAUACCACUAUAUUUGGUUAUUUGACAAGAUUCAGAUGUUCAUUUUGCCAGUCUGGCCAUGUGCAGUAUUAAAACACCCAUGGCGAUCGGAGGGUAAAAGGUUAAUUUAACUACUCGACUUGGUUUGUGAGAUGUCGCAUUUUCUAUUUGUUUCACAGAAGGCCUUGCUAAAGGAGUGUGUGAGCCAUAAAACAUAGGUUGUAUAAAUCCAGAAGCAUACUGAAAUGUCUAGAAAAAUGUCUUUCGUUUAAUCACUGAUCAUUUUUAAAUGAGACUAAAACAAAAAUAUAGUAACCCAGAUUCUCUUUGAUAUAUAUAUAUAUAUAUAUAUACAUAAUUUUACAACAAACUUUGAAUACAUAGUUGAAUUGCUAUCUUUUUUUGUCAAGAACUGUAUUACAGAUGCACUUUUGAGAAAAGUGUCAUGUUGUGUGUAAAUGUACAUUCUAUAAAUCUAUAGGGAAUAUAUGAGUAAUCACUGUUUUAAAGAAUGACAGCUUACAAUGAUAAGUCGGGGAUGCAAGUAUAUUUUGUAUAGUGCAACAGAGUGACCAAAGCAACGCAGAUUUACAGAUAUUUAAAGCAGUUACAUUUUACAGUAGAAUUUACUACCCAGCUCUAGGCACUUUUGACUUUCUUUUAUCCUUUUCUAUUUCUUUUAUAAAGAUUUAGGCUUUGGUCUCAUGUAUGAUGCUGUAAAAUGAACUAGUAAACCUAUAAAUAAAGCUGUGUGUGUAAGUAACGUACCCGAGCCUGAGAGUUUGCACUACCCUAAUACUGGCCUGACAUAGUAUAUUUUGUACAAAAAUUCGUGCAGAUAUUAUCUUUAAAGAUUAAGGGCAAAUCAUAUUUCACUGGUAUAUGGCUUUCAUUAAAGUCUUUUUGGUUUUGUUUUGUUUGCAUUUCAGUUCUAUGUAAAAUAAUCCCAUGCAAAGGAUAUAAAAUGUCUGUUUGUUUGAAAAAAAAAAAAAAGAGUUUUGUAUGACUUCUGUAUUACACCUCUCCUGUAGUGUAGUCAAUGUCGAUCUUUACACAUAUUUGAUUAAAUGUUGGACAGAAUCUG